Molecule: messenger RNA, 933 nt
Organism: Phodopus roborovskii (desert hamster)
Lineage: Eukaryota; Metazoa; Chordata; Mammalia; Rodentia; Cricetidae
Product: olfactory receptor 8B3
Exons: 1
Coding region: 1-933 (310 amino acids)
Biological process (GO): sensory perception of smell; G protein-coupled receptor signaling pathway
Cellular component (GO): membrane
Molecular function (GO): odorant binding; G protein-coupled receptor activity; olfactory receptor activity
Source: RefSeq, a predicted model, not a curated record
AUGGACUCAGUAAAUAUCUCUUUGGUGACUGAAUUCAUCCUUGUAGGAUUAACAGAUCAGCCUGAUCUCCAAAUGCCCUUGUUCUUUGUAUUUCUAGUAAUGUAUCUGAUCACUGCACUGGGAAAUUUGUGUCUGAUAAUUCUGACUGUGAUGAAUUCUCACCUUCACACGCCUAUGUACUUUUUUCUCUUUAACAUGUCCAUUAUAGACCUAUGUUAUUGUUCUGUGUUCACUCCCCAAAUGCUGAUGAACUUUGUAUUAAGGAAGAAUGUAAUUUCUUACAUUGAAUGUAUGACUCAAGUCUAUUUCUUUUGUUUUUUUGUUAUAUCUGAGUGUUAUGUGUUGACUUCAAUGGCCUAUGAUCGCUAUAUGGCCAUUUGCAAUCCAUUGUUGUAUAAUAUUGCCAUGUCUCCUAAACUAUGUUUGAACCUUAUGCUUGGAUCCUACUUUAUUGCAUUUUCUGAUGCCGUAGCUCACACUGUAUGCAUGCUAAGACUGACCUUUUGUGAUGCCAACACCAUCAACCACUACUUCUGUGAUAUUCCUUCUUUGCUCCAACUCUCAUGUACAAGCACCUAUGUCAACAAGCUUGUAAUUUUUAUUGUUGGGAGCAUCAACAUCGUUGUCCCUACAUCAACUAUCUUUAUCUCCUAUGGUUUCAUCCUUUCCAGCAUCUUCCACAUCAGUUCCUCUGAGGGCAGGUCCAAAGCCUUCAGUACCUGUAGCUCCCACAUCAUUGCUGUUUCUCUGUUCUUUGGUUCAAGUGCACUUGUGUAUUUCAAAUCCUCUUUAGCUGGGUCCAUGACUGAAGGGAAAAUCUUUUCUGUCUUUUACACCAAUGUGGUUCCUAUGUUGAAUCCUUUGAUCUACAGCUUGCGGAACAAAGAUAUCAAAGUUGCCCUUAGGAAAACCCUGAGCAGUAGGAACUUCUGA